AUGCAGACAGGUACCUACGGAGAAGCUCCAGUAUCUCAGAUCACAGUAUCGACCAAAAUGCAUCCUACCUGGAGAACAACCUCAACCACCAACACCAUGUGUGGCAGCUACUACGGAAACUACUAUGGAGGCCUGGGCUGUGGCUACAGAGGCCUGGGCUGUGGCUACAGUGGCCUGGGCUAUGGCUACAGUGGCCUGGGCUAUGGCUAUGGCAUCCUGGGCUGUGGCUAUCGUGGCCUGGGCUAUGGCUAUGGUGGUCUGGGCUAUGGCUAUGGUGGCCUGGGCUGUGGCUAUGGCUCCAGCUAUGGCUGUGGCUUCCGCAGACUGGGCUGUGGCUAUGGCUGUGGCUCUGGCUACUACUAUUGA
Molecule: messenger RNA, 366 nt
Organism: Talpa occidentalis (Iberian mole)
Lineage: Eukaryota; Metazoa; Chordata; Mammalia; Eulipotyphla; Talpidae
Product: keratin-associated protein 6-3-like
Exons: 2
Coding region: 1-366 (121 amino acids)
Biological process (GO): keratinization
Source: RefSeq, a predicted model, not a curated record